Molecule: messenger RNA, 690 nt
Organism: Rotaria sp. Silwood2
Lineage: Eukaryota; Metazoa; Rotifera; Eurotatoria; Philodinida; Philodinidae
Source: the annotation of a GenBank genome assembly
AUGUCAGGUGCCUUUUCAUCAAUAGUGAAUUUUACUAUUGAACAAUUCCUAAAGCGAGCGGGUAAACUUUCGGUUCUAACCGAAAUAGAAAACCAGAGUGAGUCUGGUCAGUUAAAAUGUCCACUUAAGUUUCCUAAACAUCAUAAACGACAACGGAAACGAACUAUUUUGAAAAAACAAAUUGCUGGUUCAUCUAUGAAUCAUCUUACGAUUGACAACAUUCAAAAAGCUGUUUAUCGAGCAUUUGAUGAUGCAUAUAAUCUUCUUUCUACAGUUGAUAUCAAUAGUGCUCUACGAAAAAAGAAAAAAAAUACGAUUUCUCAAGUGAGCUCGUUUGUGCGAACACAGUUCACCAAAAAGUUUAAAAAAGUCUCAUAUGAUGAUAUUGAAACAUAUUCAUCUGAUGAUGAAUAUGAUUAUAAAUAUAAAAUUGAUCCGUCUGCGAAUGUAGAGGAAGAAGAUACAUCUGAUGAUGAAGAUAAUCUAUCCUCUGUUUCAGCUAGUGGAAAGACUCAUUUUCAUGGAAUGAGAGUAUACGAUAAUAUCCCUUCUCAAUCGAAAUCUUAUUUUUGUGUUGAAAUUGACGGGAAAAAAAAGUUCAUUCAUAAACAGACUGCUUGUUGGCUUUUAACCGAUGAGAAAGCAUCUCUAUCAGCUGAUCGAGUUAAACGAGUGCAACAGGGAAAUUAG